AUGAUCAACUGGUUCCAAAGCAAGGUAACUCCAAAAUCGCAGCAAGAUGACGGCUCGCAAACGAUCAAAUCCCUGCCGGCGUCCUGGUACAGGUCAUCAGCUAUGUACGAGCUUGAAAGACGGGCCAUUUUCUCUCGUAGGUGGCUGCUCGUCUCCCACAGAGCUCGCUUUGCCGUUCCCGGCGAUUAUGUUCGAAUCACUGAGGCCGGUUUCACUUUCUUCCUCAUCAAAGACCGUCAGGGCCAGAUCAAAGCGCACCAUAAUGUGUGCAGGCAUCGAGCCUAUCCCUUGAUAGAGAAUGAGCGGGGACAUCUCAAUAUUAUUGCUUGCAAGUACCAUGGAUGGUCUUACGGUCUUGACGGCAAUCUUGCAAAAGCCCCAAAGUACCAAGACGCACCGGCAUUCGAUAAAUCAAUCAACGGACUAUUCCGUAUUCACGUCCAUGUUGAUAAUAUGGGCUUCAUCUGGGUCAACCUAGACUCCAAACACGCACCAGAAGUCUUGUGGGAGCAGGAUUUCGCGUCCGUCGAUCUCCAGCCACGACUGCAGCAUUUCAACAUGGACAAAUACCGCUUCGAUCAUCAAUGGGAGAUGAUAGGCGAAUACAACUGGAAAACGCUGGCGGACAACUACAAUGAGUGCUAUCAUUGCCCAACUGGCCACCCUGCACUCAACAGCCUCACAGAUAUCUCCAAAUACUGGGUCGAGACAGCAGGUGGCCACAUCCAACACUACAAUGUUGACAAGCCAGAUCGCGAAGGAAUGGGUAUUUACAGCACUUACUACUACCCCAAUGCGUCCAUGACAAUCUCGCCGAUAUUCUUCUACAUAAUGCGUGUGAUUCCCAUCUCAGCAAAUCAAACAAAGAUGGAAUACGAAUUCUAUCGGCACGAGGAAGCAACGGACGAGGAAUUUGCAGAAAUAACCUCCUGCUUCAGGCAGAUUCUGAGCGAGGACAAGGACUUGUGCACGGGGGCACAGAAGAACCUGAACUCAGGUAUCUUUCUCAACGGGGAACUCCAUCCUCAAGCCGAAAAGGGACCGCUUUUCUUCCAGGCACUGACACGGGACAUCGUGACUUCCCACCAUGAACAAGAAGAGCAGCAGGGCGCAGCGAUCUGGCCAGCCACUCCCAAGCAGAUGACUGGUGAGCAGACUAAAGCAGAUAUGGACUUUUGUAAUAGUCUGCAGUGCGCGGGAGAUGAUGUGGACCGAGGUCUGCUAGCGUGGUGA
Aspergillus chevalieri is the source of this 1233-nucleotide messenger RNA. RefSeq names its product aromatic ring-hydroxylating oxygenase subunit alpha. Gene Ontology annotation, molecular function: 2 iron, 2 sulfur cluster binding; iron ion binding. The record is from RefSeq and is a predicted model, not a curated record. The coding region runs from base 1 to 1233 and encodes 410 amino acids. Lineage: Eukaryota; Fungi; Ascomycota; Eurotiomycetes; Eurotiales; Aspergillaceae. The transcript is spliced from 4 exons.